Rhodamnia argentea is the source of this 426-nucleotide messenger RNA. RefSeq names its product putative receptor like protein 25. The record is from RefSeq and is a predicted model, not a curated record. Bases 1 to 426 code for a protein of 141 amino acids. The transcript has a single exon. Lineage: Eukaryota; Viridiplantae; Streptophyta; Magnoliopsida; Myrtales; Myrtaceae. Gene Ontology annotation, molecular function: protein binding.
AUGACGAUGAAAGGGCUAGAGACUGAGCUAGUGAAGAUCUUGGCCAUUUUCACAACCAUCAACUUGUCGCACAACUCUUUCCAAGGAGAAAUUCCUGGCCUUAUUGGACAUCUUCAUUCUCUCAUAGGACUCAACCUUUCUCGUAACCACCUUACAAGUUCCAUUCCUCUGACUCUGGGAAACUUGACCGAUCUUGGAUGGCUUCAUCUUUCUUCGAGCGAACUUAGUGGGGUAAUUCCUAGAAAAGUAGGAGAUUUGGCAUCCCUUGGAUACUUGGACCUCUCCAAAAAUAAACUUUCCGGUAGAAUUCCUCAAGACAAGCCAUGGAGCACAUUUUCAAGCGAAUCAUUCAGCGGGAAUCCAGACUUAUGUGGAACUUCAUUGCUAAAAGCAUGCCCAGGUGAUGCUCAACCUCCUCCACCAUAG